GCAUUUUCUAUUGUGCUUCUUUGUAUUUGAGCGUUCGCAUUCUCACGUGUGAAUUGUGAAGCAACGAACAGGUUUCGUGCUCCAUCUACUUACGUAUUUACUCCAUCGAAGGAUCAUAGAGUGUGAAAUGAAAACGAAGACAGCAACCGCAGUGGGCAUUGACCUGGGCACGACCUACUCGUGCGUGGGUGUGUUCCAACAUGGCAAGGUCGAGAUCAUCGCCAACGACCAGGGCAACAGGACAACUCCUUCGUACGUCGCCUUCACCGACACUGAGAGGCUCAUCGGCGAUCCUGCCAAGAACCAAGUCGCCCUCAAUCCCAUCAACACAGUUUUUGAUGCCAAGAGACUCAUUGGCCGCAAAUAUCACGACCAAACUGUGUCGAGUGACAUGAAACACUGGCCUUUCAAAGUUAUUGAUGAUGAAGGGAAACCGAAAAUCAAGGUGGAAUACAAAAAUGAAAACAAGACAUUCAGUCCUGAAGAAAUAUCGUCCAUGGUUUUGAUGAAGAUGAAGGAAAUUGCCGAAGCUUAUCUGGGAAGUGCUGUAAAAGACGCGGUCAUCACCGUGCCUGCUUACUUCAACGACUCCCAACGCCAAGCGACAAAAGAUGCCGGCGCCAUCGCUGGCCUCAACGUCCUCAGGAUUAUCAAUGAGCCCACAGCUGCAGCCAUCGCUUAUGGUCUCGACAAGAAGGGGAGUACAAUGGGAGAACGAAAUAUCCUUAUAUUCGAUUUAGGUGGCGGAACUUUCGACGUCUCAAUUUUGUCCAUCGAUGAUGGGAUUUUUGAAGUGAAAGCAACUGCCGGAGAUACACAUCUUGGAGGUGAAGAUUUCGACAACCGUCUGGUUAGCCAUCUUGCGCAGGAGUUCAAGAGGAAGCACAAGAAGGAUAUUUCAGAGAAUAAGCGAGCUUUGCGACGACUGAGGACAGCGUGUGAACGAGCUAAGAGGACUCUCUCCUCGUCUGCACAAGCCAGCAUUGAGAUAGAUUCGCUCUUCGAGGGCAUUGAUUUCUACACAUCCAUCACCCGCGCGCGAUUCGAAGAAUUGUGUUCUGACCUCUUCAGAGGAACACUUGAUCCCGUUGAGAAAGCGCUGCGUGAUGCCAAAAUGGACAAAGGAAAUAUCCACGAAAUUGUUUUAGUUGGAGGCUCAACCCGUAUUCCCAAAAUCCAAAAGCUGCUGCAGGACUUCUUCAACGGAAAGGAGUUGAACAAGUCGAUCAAUCCUGACGAGGCUGUGGCCUAUGGUGCUGCUGUCCAGGCUGCCAUUCUUAGUGGUGACAAGUCAGAAGCAGUACAGGAUUUGCUUCUUCUCGAUGUCGCCCCAUUGUCAAUGGGACUCGAGACAGCUGGAGGUGUUAUGACUACCCUCAUAAAACGCAACACUACCAUUCCCACUAAACAAACCCAAACCUUCACCACCUACUCGGAUAACCAACCCGGUGUGCUCAUCCAGGUUUACGAGGGCGAACGCGCCAUGACCAAGGAUAAUAACCUUCUCGGCAAGUUCGAGCUCACUGGUAUUCCUCCUGCUCCUCGGGGCGUACCGCAGAUCGAAGUAACUUUCGACAUCGACGCCAAUGGCAUUUUGAACGUUUCUGCUGUUGACAAGUCCACGGGCAAGGAGAGCAAGAUCACCAUCACCAACGACAAAGGUCGACUUAGCAAAGAAGAGAUCGAGAAGAUGGUACAAGAUGCUGAAAAGUUCAGAGACGAGGACGAGAAGCAUAAAGAGAAGAUUUCGGCGAAGAAUUCGUUGGAGUCUUACUGCUUUAGCAUGAAAUCAACUCUUGAAGACGAGAAGUUGAAGGAUACAAUUAAUGAAGAUGAUCGCAAGAAAGCACUGGAUGCUUGCAAUGAUGCCCUCAAGUGGCUGGACAUGAACCUUCUGGCGGAGAAGGAAGAAUUCGAGCAUAAACAAAAGGAAGUGGAGCAAGUGUGCGCCCCUGUGAUCAGCAAGCUUUAUGGAGGAGCUGGAGGACCCGCGCCCAACGGCACGAUGCCCGGAGGCCCCAGUGCGGCAUCUCGGGGGCCAACCAUCGAGGAAGUGGAUUAAAUAGUGAAUAAUAACUGUACAUAUACAUAAAUGUAUAUAUGAAAUUAGUAUAGGUUGGCAGAAUUUGUUCCAUUUAGCAGG
Messenger RNA from Hyalella azteca, 2143 nucleotides. RefSeq names its product heat shock 70 kDa protein cognate 4. The record is from RefSeq and is a predicted model, not a curated record. NCBI's taxonomy places the organism in Eukaryota, Metazoa, Arthropoda, Malacostraca, Amphipoda, Hyalellidae. Gene Ontology annotation, molecular function: misfolded protein binding; heat shock protein binding; ATP binding. Gene Ontology annotation, cellular component: cytoplasm. Gene Ontology annotation, biological process: protein refolding; cellular response to unfolded protein.